ACGCGCGCGUCCGCUUCGCACUGUCUGCGCAGCUCGGGGAAGGUCGUCCUAGUGACCGGCUCGGGGUGAAAGAAGCCAUCGCCAUGUUGUCGGUCGCUGCUCGUUCGGGCCCUUUUGCCCCCGUGCUGUCGGCCACGUCCCGUACGGUGGCGGGUCCCCUGCGGCCGCUGGUGCAGGCCUCGGUGGUGCCGGCCCCGCAGCCUCCCGUGUUGGAAGCGAAGCGGCCCCUCCUGUGCCACGAGUCCCUGGGUGGGCAGGCCGCCCGCCAGCAGCUCAUCGCCAAAGUCAGCCUCUUCUCUCCUGCUUCUGUUCGUUACUCCCAUACAGACAUCAAAGUUCCUGACUUCUCUGCCUAUCGUCGAGCAGAGGUUUUAGAUAGCAAGAAAUCUUCAAAAGAUAGUAGUGAAAGUAGAAAAGGCUUCUCCUAUUUGAUAACUGCAACUACAACUGUAGGUGUUGCAUAUGCUGCUAAGAAUGUUGUCUCCCAGUUUGUGUCUAGCAUGAGUGCUUCUGCUGAUGUGUUGGCCAUGUCAAAAAUUGAAAUCAAGCUGUCAGAUAUUCCUGAAGGCAAGAAUAUAGCUUUGAAAUGGAGAGGAAAACCUCUGUUUGUACGUCAUAGAACCCAGAAGGAAAUAGACCAAGAAUCUGCAGUGGAUUUGUCACAGCUGAGAGACCCGCAACACGAUUCAGACCGAGUGAAGAAGCCUGAAUGGAUCAUACUGAUAGGUGUCUGCACCCAUCUUGGGUGUGUACCCAUUGCAAAUGCAGGAGAUUUUGGUGGUUAUUACUGUCCUUGCCAUGGGUCACACUAUGAUGCAUCUGGCAGAAUCAGAAAAGGGCCUGCACCACUCAACCUUGAGGUUCCAGCAUAUGAAUUUACUAGUGAUGAUCUAGUCAUCGUAGGUUAAAGUACUGGACUCAAGGCACAAGUUCCCUUCAAAUUGUUUUAUGUAAAUUCAGAAGAGUUCUUGAGAGAUAUAUUAAUAAAUACUUCAAAUUGGUUGGUGUGAGAGAUUUAAGUAUUUCUGAUAAUGUAUUGGAACACAUUGAUCUGAAUUAAAUGCAGAAUACUUUCAAGUGUUUGCUUUUGAUAAAGCCACUAUUAAAGAUUGUUCUCCUAUCAA
Molecule: messenger RNA, 1124 nt
Organism: Dromiciops gliroides (monito del monte)
Lineage: Eukaryota; Metazoa; Chordata; Mammalia; Microbiotheria; Microbiotheriidae
Product: cytochrome b-c1 complex subunit Rieske, mitochondrial
Exons: 2
Coding region: 84-908 (274 amino acids)
Biological process (GO): mitochondrial electron transport, ubiquinol to cytochrome c
Cellular component (GO): membrane
Molecular function (GO): quinol-cytochrome-c reductase activity; 2 iron, 2 sulfur cluster binding
Source: RefSeq, a predicted model, not a curated record